Diaporthe batatas is the source of this 1895-nucleotide messenger RNA. Its product is annotated as mRNA splicing protein SAD1. Gene Ontology annotation, molecular function: zinc ion binding; cysteine-type deubiquitinase activity. Lineage: Eukaryota; Fungi; Ascomycota; Sordariomycetes; Diaporthales; Diaporthaceae. The coding region runs from base 110 to 1759 and encodes 549 amino acids. The record is from RefSeq and is a predicted model, not a curated record. Gene Ontology annotation, biological process: protein deubiquitination; mRNA processing; spliceosomal complex assembly. The transcript has a single exon.
GCCUUAUUGACACAACCACCUCCUGCACCGCCCUGGGAAGCCCCAAACUCCCCGUCUUCACCUCCUCCCGCACUCGACAAGGCUCACGCGAUUCGAUUACCAGACCACCAUGUCGAAGCGACUCGCGUCCGAAGCGCUCGAAGAAACGUUCCACGCAGACUCGCCUGCAUCGAAGAAGUCGCGGAUUGGUGAAAGCCCCAGCGCGCAAGGAGACAGCGACCUCGAGCAGCGCAAGUCAGGUGGCGAUACGACGCCGAGGCAGAAUGGUGCCGCAAACGGGCACGGUGAGGAGUUGGACUCAGACCUGGAAGACGACUUGCCAGAAGAGAAAGCGCCGAUCAGGCAGUCGGCGCCUACCGCAGGCUACGACGACCUGUACCUCGACACGAUCGACCGGAACGUGCUAGAUUUCGACUUUGAGAAGCUCUGCUCUGUUUCGCUGUCCAACAUCAACGUGUACGCAUGUCUGGUAUGCGGCAAGUACUUCCAGGGCCGCGGCCCCAAAUCACACGCCUACUUCCACUCGUUGGACGAAAACCACCACGUCUACAUCAACAUGGCGACCCAGAAAGUAUACGUGCUACCGGAGGGGUACGAGGUUACGAGCAAGAGCCUGGACGACAUCAAGUACGUGUCAGACCCAAGGUACACGAAACAAGAGGUCAUGGACAUAGAUCGACGGCCGCGCACCAGCCUCACGAUCUUGGGCAAGGAAUACACGCCAGGCUACGUGGGGAUGAACAACAUCAAGGAGAAUGACUACCUGAACGUCGUGGUUCAGGCAUUGUCACACGUCCCGCCACUGCGGAACUUCUUCUUGUUGGAGGACUUUGCCAGCUCCCGGUCAGAGCUGGUCAAGAGGACGAGCAUCUUGUUCAGGAAGAUCUGGAAUCCGCGCGCGUUCAAGUCGCACGUGUCGCCACAUGAGCUGCUGCAGGAGAUCUCGCUGCGGUCGAAUAAGCGGUACACCCUGACCGUGCAGAGCGACCCUGUCGAAUUCCUCAGCUGGUUCCUGAACAAUCUCCACCUCGGCCUGGGGGGAAGCAAGACCAAGCCGGGGAGCAGCAUGGUGCAGAGGGUGUUUCAAGGGAGGCUCAAGGUCGAGUCGCAAGCCAUCACGGCAAAAGCCGACGUGGGUGACCGGCUACGGUUCGAGGAGGCCGCGGAAGUAAAGGUGGACGUCAGCCGGUUCCUCCUCCUCACGCUGGAUUUGCCACCCGCGCCGCUGUUCCAAGACGAACAGGAGCGUAACAUCAUCCCCCAGGUGCCGCUGACGACGAUCUUGUCCAAAUAUGACGGCCACUCGGCACAAGAGCACCUGGCGCACCGGCGGCGCUACAGGCUGAUGCACCCGCUGCCGCCAUACCUGGUCAUGCACGUCAAGCGCUUCAGCCAGAACAAGUUUGUCAGCGAGCGCAACCCGACGAUCGUGACGUUUGACUCGCGCGACUUGGACGUGAGCCCGUACGUGGAGCCGGACCCGGCGGCGCACCCGGGCGGCGGGCCGAUCUACUACGACCUGGUGGCCAACGUGGUGCACGAGGCGGUGCGGCUGCGCGAGGACGUGGCGGACACGGGCGAGGAGCGCAAGACGUGGAAGGUGCAGCUGCUGGACAAGGCCAGGGGCGAGUGGGUGGUCUGCCAGGACCUGUUCGUGGACAAGAUCCAGAAGGAGCUUCUGUGCAUGGGUGAGAGCUACCUGCAGAUCUGGGAGAGGAGGAGAGAGCCUGGCCAGGGGAAGGGCAAGGCAAAGGCAUGAAGGGGUGGACUGUGUUGUACCUACCUAGGUAGGUUUGAAAGAUACUUAAGUAUACUGCCAGCUGCGGCCGUGGCUAUGAGUGCCGGAUAUAGUGGCCUCAUCCUCCAUACCUACUGAGUUCUCCAUUUCCCAGCGA